CAUGCGUCUGUAUGGGUUACAGUUGCCAGCCAGCAGCCUAGGACACAUCAGUCUCCUGCUGCUGGGGGUUGACAUGAGCGUCUGGUCGUUGGCUGCUAAAGUCGCCCUCCUACGCCACAACCCUCGGGCCCUGGACGCCGUGCUCCAGAACUAUGCCAUCGCUGGGGACAAGGUGUGCAGCAGCGACUACGAUGACGAGAUGAUGCAAGGCUUCGUCAACAAAGGUCUUGUGCCGCGUCUCGUCGGCACUCCUCUGUACGAACCUUGCUGCCAGUUUCUGAUCCGUACGGGGGACAAUAAUGUGCUGCAGGGAGUGCUGCAGCAGCUGCAGGCGCGUCAUCCUGCAGAGGCUGCAGCGCUCUCGCAGCGUGUAGCUGCCGCCAGACCUGCCCUUGACUCCAUCUCUUCUGCCUUCAAGAAGGUCUACAGCAGACUCAUUUAAUUAGGGUGUCUACAGCUGACUCGUUUAAUCUUUCGUGGUUUUACAGCAGACAAGUUUGAUUCGUGAAAGGUUUACAACUGACUUUUUUAAUUCGUGGGAAGUCUGCAGCAGACUCGUCUGAUUCGUGGAAGGAUUACAGUAUACUAAUCUGAUUCGAGCGUCUGUAGCAAACUUGUCUGAUUUAGGAAAGGUUUACGGCAGAUUUAUCCGAUUCGUGGAUGGUCUAAUUCGUGAGCCUGCAACAGAUUCGGCUGAUGAGAAGAAAAAAUAAAUUAUGAAAAAAAUAAUUUUUACAUUGAAGUUACUUAAAUUAAAAUCCAGCUACACAUCGGCAAUAAUGAAGUGUCGGAUUGUUCUGUUUGAAUUAGAUGUAAAACGAAAUGGCAUUCGGAUAUUUUGAAGUUAUUUAAUAAAACUUACAAAAUGUA
Messenger RNA from Hyalella azteca, 870 nucleotides. RefSeq lists its product as uncharacterized. Lineage: Eukaryota; Metazoa; Arthropoda; Malacostraca; Amphipoda; Hyalellidae. The record is from RefSeq and is a predicted model, not a curated record. The coding region runs from base 2 to 442 and encodes 146 amino acids. The transcript has 3 exons.